AUGUACGCCAAAGCACACUUUGCAUGUGGCGGGGGUGAAGACGGCAUGGAAGAACUUAUCCUCAUCGUAGGCGAGAUCCUGUGCCGUAAGUCCAACACAGGCCGCCUCACUGCCACCAAACAGCUGUGCCAGGGCAAACAGUGUCUCAUUCUUCUGCCGCGCCUGCGCCGGAACCAGUCGCAUGUACAAAUACCCUGCCAACACACGCUCGUGCAGGGCACAGAGCCGCCGUAUCAGCUGGUCGAUGCGCUCGUGGUCGUGCGGUGUGGCACGCAGCAAGAAAGCACGUCGGUACACCAUGAGGAGGUAUGCCGCAACAAUGGCAUCGAUGGGGCGCGCCUCAGCGUUCGCCACGCGUGUGCGGAUCUCCGUCAUCACAUCUCCGGAGUCCGUGUACACGAAGUGGCGCCACGGCGCGGACGGGCCCGUCUCAGCGCCACACGCCGCACACUGCACACGCGAGCUCCACUCCGAGUUGUGCUCUUGGCACCAGACACACGUCCAUGGGCCGUCCACCCGUAUAUAGGAGAGCAACAGCGGUUGCUGCCGAUCCUGUUGCGUCGUGGAUCUGUGCGGCGACGCAGACGAGAGUAA
Trypanosoma grayi is the source of this 594-nucleotide messenger RNA. RefSeq lists its product as hypothetical. Lineage: Eukaryota; Euglenozoa; Kinetoplastea; Trypanosomatida; Trypanosomatidae. The transcript has a single exon. The record is from RefSeq and is a predicted model, not a curated record. Bases 1 to 594 code for a protein of 197 amino acids.